Molecule: messenger RNA, 1257 nt
Organism: Akanthomyces muscarius
Lineage: Eukaryota; Fungi; Ascomycota; Sordariomycetes; Hypocreales; Cordycipitaceae
Exons: 3
Coding region: 1-1257 (418 amino acids)
Biological process (GO): protein geranylgeranylation
Cellular component (GO): CAAX-protein geranylgeranyltransferase complex
Molecular function (GO): CAAX-protein geranylgeranyltransferase activity
Source: RefSeq, a predicted model, not a curated record
AUGGCCGCUACCGAGAGCCCUGUUCUCGAUGUAGAGAGGCACAUCAAGUACUGGAAGCGCUGCCACGGCAGCUUUCUGCCUGCCCCGUACACCUCCAACGACUCCACCCGGCUCACACUCGCCUGCUUCAUCGUCUCGUCGCUGGACUUGCUGCGGUCGCCGCUCACAGCGCCAGAACGUGCUGCGAUCCGGACGUGGGUUCUCAGCCUGCAGCAUCCAGACGGUGGCUUCUGCGGAAGCGCGACGCACGCACCCGCCGGAGCCUCGGCGGGCGACGCCAACCUUGCGGCCACCUUUUUUGCGCUCGUGCUCCUCGCACUAGCGGCUGUCGGCACGGGCUCGGAGAGGGAUGAGCAGAAUGCAUUUGCUGGUGUUCAAAGGAGACAACUGCUUAUUUGGUUGAGGCGACUGCAAAGGGACGCGGACGGUGCAAUGGGACAGGUAUUGUGGGAGGGAGAGUCUGUGGGCGGGCAUGAUGUACGAAACAGCUACAUGGCGGCGGGUAUUCGGUGGAUGAUGAGAGGGGAUCUGGACAAACAGGAUGAGAGGUGGGUGGAGGAUUUGAAUCUUGAGAAGCUGGUCAAGUUCAUCUCUCAGACGCAGACACAUGAUGGUGGCAUGGGCGAGACAACGUCACAUCACGAGUCGCAUGGUGGUUAUACAUUUUGCGCACUAUCCACGCUGAGUUUGCUUUCCCGACCCGCGUCGACAGGCAAGAGAACGGAAGCAGCAGACAAGCACAUCCCGGACAGCGCACAGCUCCUCAAGUUUCUAUCCCAUCGGCAGUUCAUAUACCACGCUGACGAAGAAACGGCGCACGAGGAUGACGAGGAGAACUUUAUCGAAAAGGAGCUCGCGCAGCUGCAACUAGACGGCCCGCCUACCUUUGUCGGCUGCAACGGCCGCUGGAAUAAAAAGGCAGACACCUGCUAUUUCUGGUGGGCAGCCGGUGCGCUAUCGCUCCUCGACAGAGAGUCGAUGCUGCGCCGGGAACCGGCCAGCAACUACCUGACGGGCAUCACGCAGCACCGCAUCGGAGGGUUCGCCAAGACGACGGGGGCGCCGCCGGACAUUUACCACUCGUACCUGGGACUGACGGCGCUGGCGGUCAUGGGCGAGCCCAAGCUCAAGGAGCUCGACGCCGAGCUGUGCUGCAGUGCCGAGGUGGCGGCUUGCAUCGCCAAGGCGCGAGACGGCCUGCUGGCGGCGGAAAAGGCGGAAGCUGCGAUGGAUUGGGAAAAUGACGGAUUCUGGUAG